AUGGCAGAGCGGGCCGCGAAGUCGAAGAAAUUCAUCACCAAGGUCAUAUUUCUGGCGGCCGUUGUCCGCCCACGAUACGACCCGCACAAGAAGCAAAUAUUCGACGGCAAGAUCGGCAUUUGGCCGUUCGUCGAGGAAGUGGCGGCGGUUCGUUCAAGCAAGAAUCGUCCCAAAGACACGCUCGAGCUGGCGUCCCAGAGCGUCAACGCUGACGUGUAUCAAGACAUGGUCAUGAAAGAGGUCGUGCCAGAGAUCCAAGUCAAGAUGCCAAGGGGUGUGGUUGUCAAGUUGCAGCUAGACAACGCAAGCCCCCAUAGGUGUGUGACGACCGAGCUCAUUGCUCAUCAUGGCGUUGACAGCAUUGAAGUUGCCAACCAGCCACCAAAUAGCCCUGUCUUCAACGUCCUAGACUUAGAAUUCUAUAAGUCUAUUCAAAGUCUGCAGCCGCAAAAGGUCGCUCGGUCAAUUGGCGAGCUGUUUGCUGCUGUGGAAGAGGCGUUUUAUGAAUUGCCAGUUACCAUCCUGGGCAAGACAGUCAUAACUUUACAGAAAGUAAUGGAGCUGUCGAUGGGAUGUAAUGGAGGCACACAAUGCCCCACAUGA
This is a messenger RNA of Aphanomyces astaci, 603 nucleotides long. RefSeq lists its product as hypothetical. Gene Ontology annotation, molecular function: nucleic acid binding. The record is from RefSeq and is a predicted model, not a curated record. Bases 1 to 603 code for a protein of 200 amino acids. The transcript has a single exon. Lineage: Eukaryota; Oomycota; Saprolegniomycetes; Saprolegniales; Verrucalvaceae.